Messenger RNA from Heterocephalus glaber (naked mole-rat), 2640 nucleotides. It is a transcript of the gene Mmab, whose product is annotated as metabolism of cobalamin associated B. The record is from RefSeq and is a predicted model, not a curated record. NCBI's taxonomy places the organism in Eukaryota, Metazoa, Chordata, Mammalia, Rodentia, Bathyergidae. Gene Ontology annotation, molecular function: corrinoid adenosyltransferase activity.
CGCGGCUGGGUAUGGGUGGAGUCACUCAGGGCUCGGACGGUAGCCUGGAGAAGUCAUUCCGGGACGAGACGCCGCUUGCUAAUGGCUGUGUGGGUUGUGGGAGGCCGCCUUGGCCUCCGUGGGUGCUUUGGCACCUACAGGCUGCUUUGUUCCCGUUUCCAGAGCCGCGACUCUCAGAACGUGGAAGACGAGGACAGGAUACAGCCUUCCUCGAAGACACCCAAGAUCCCCAAGAUUUACACCAAAACAGGAGACAAAGGGUUUUCUAGCACCUUCACAGGAGAAAGGAGACCCAAAGAUGACCAGGUGUUUGAAGCUUUGGGAACUACAGAUGAAUUAAGUUCAGCUAUUGGGUUUGCUAUGGAAUUAAUCACAGAAAAGGGCCACACAUUUGCUGAGGAGCUUCAGAAAGUCCAGUGCACAUUGCAGGACGUCGGCUCAGCCCUGGCCACUCCACGCUCUUCUGCCAGGGAGGCUCACUUAAAACGCACAGCCUUCGAGGCAGGGCCCAUCCUGCAGCUGGAGCAAUGGAUUGACAACUAUUCCAGGCAACUCCCGCCUCUCACAGCCUUCAUUCUACCCUCGGGAGGCAAGAGCAGCUCUGCACUACACUUCUGUCGUGCUGUGUGCCGCCGAGCUGAGAGACGUGUGGUGCCUCUGGUCCAGAUGGGAGAGACGGAUGCAAAUGUGGCCAAGUUCUUAAACAGGUACCCCCCGGAAUGUGAGAGUCUCUCUCUGAAAGAGCAGGCACAUCUGUGGGGCAGAACAGCAGGCAGCGGAACUGGGGAGCACCGCUGGGCUACACCCACUUUCUCCACCUGGGUCUCUGUGUGUCUGCUGUGUGCCAUGAGGAGACACUGUUGCUGCCUCUGAUGAGGUUAAGAUGGACUUGGGAGAAACAUACCGAAGUACAAAGGAACAGGACAGUAGCGAGGGCUGCCCUCAGAGGCCCCAUCUCGGCCAGCGUCCCCUCCCGGAGAGGCCCCAGGCAGGACCUGUGAGCCGGGCCAGCCCAGGUGGGACCCCACCCCUCCCCGUCAGCCUCAGUCCAGAGCCUGCCCUGAUAAUGUCCACGCAGCCUGGCUCGUGCGGUACCAGUGUGGGUGCAGCUAGAGCCCCAGGGCAGGCAGAGAGCUAGGGGACAGGAACUGUCCUGGUUGUGCUGAAAGUGACUGUGGAUUCUUCUCACGGAGGAUGCGGCCUGGGUUUGGACAGUCCUGACCAGUUCCCUUCCUCUUGGGAGGGCGUCCCCUUAGCAGCAGCAGCCCUGAUCCCUGGGGAGCCUGAUGGUCUGCAGGGGGCUGUGGUCUAGGGCCAUUUCUCCCCUCAGCAGGUUUUCUGGAGCCAACAAGAAACCAACACACCACUGCCCUCCAGGAUCACAUGACACAGGAGGCAGUGCACAGAGCAGCCUCCUCUGUUGUCUCCAAGAGGGAGAGUACAGGGCUCCACGUCUGGGGAGGAGAGGACUGUGGGUCAGGGAGGGUUCUAUGGAGCUGGCCUCAGAGGUUAGGAGCUGGCAGGAAGGGCCAGACCUGGCAUCUUCUCCUGUGUUCUCCCGACUGCUUUCACCACAGAAAGCCUCCUGCCCAGAUGCCCACCACCACUGGUUCUAAGAAAGCAGGGACUAGGUUCUGGCCCUAGAACAUUCCAGGCCAGUGCCUCUCAACCAGGACUGGCAGUGUCUGGACGCACUUUGGUUGUCUCAGCUGGGUAUCCAAAUGCUACUGGCAUGCAGUGGAUAGAGGCCAGCAGUGCUGCUCAGCACCCUGCAAUGCAGUGAACCAGAAUGUGUUCAGUACCAAGGUCAAGAAUGCUGCCUAGGGCCUCUCUGCUCCAAGUAUGGGUGUGGGUGCAGGAGUACCAGCCUGGCCUGGGCUGGGAUUUGAUCUGCAGAAUCUAGGCCCGGCCCAGCCCUGCUGCAUCAGUAUCUGCACGUCACCCAGAUCCUGGUGACCCGUGUGCUUCUGCAGUUUUAGAAACCCCCAUCCUGGUGUGAAAUGAGCUCAUGGAGUGGCCCCAAGUUCCUUCUCUGAGAGUUAGGGCUGGGUCAGCCCUCAGCUCUCACGAAAGCCGGGCACCGUGUCCCUGCGUGGUGCUCCUGCAGAUGCUGUGGCUUCAUGCUUCCUCCUUGAAAGCCAAUAGAUAGGACCUGGCUAGCAGUGAUCUCUCAUUUCAAACCCUUCCCUCUGCUUCUCUCUGCCCCUCCAGACUCAGUGAUUAUCUCUUCACAGUAGCCAGAUACGCGGCCAUGAAGGAAGGAAAUCAAGAAAAAAUAUACAAGAAAAAUGACCCAUCACAUUGAGCCUGAGGCUCUUGGAGAUAAUGGAAGGAGAGCUUCCUAGGCCCCUCUGUGGUCAUGGCAGGGAAGUUUGCCUUCUGGGGUCCGGGUUCCUGAAGAGCUCACCUGAGAGGCUGGAAGUGGGUCUCGGUGCAGACUCAGCUUUGCCUCACUCCCCCUGCUACUUCCCUUGAGGGACUGGGGCGCUAAAGACUUUUGUCCCCGCCUCCCCAGGCUGCCCUUGGUCUUGGAGGAAGUGGGAAUAAAUUUAGUAUUGCAGAAAAGAAAGGUAAAGUGAUGACUGUGAAGUAAAGGAGCCAGAUGGAAAAAAAAAAAGAAUAAACAUGGGAAGGGCUUGA